Cryptococcus amylolentus CBS 6039 is the source of this 1953-nucleotide messenger RNA. RefSeq lists its product as hypothetical. NCBI's taxonomy places the organism in Eukaryota, Fungi, Basidiomycota, Tremellomycetes, Tremellales, Cryptococcaceae. Gene Ontology annotation, molecular function: RNA binding. The record is from RefSeq and is a predicted model, not a curated record. The transcript has 4 exons. The coding region runs from base 1 to 1953 and encodes 650 amino acids.
AUGCACUACCCACGCGUCAGGAGAUACAUCGACGACGUCUGUGUCCGCGAGCCCGCAUUCUACGCCGACCACGGCGGACCAGGCUGGUAUCCCGAGCUCCAACACCCCAUUCAAGUCCGCCUUGCUGUUCGAUACAAUCCCCUCCUCAAAAAAGAUGUCUAUAUCCAGCCCAAUUCACUUUUUUUCUCGGGACUCAAGGACGGUCUGAGCAAGGGCGACCUGAGAGAGCUGCUUGAUGAAUACGGUGCUGAACGAGGGAUGGAGUUUGCACUCUUCCAACCGCACAAACAGAAUCAUCGUACAUCAAUCGGCAUCAUGCUAUUUCCUUCUCAACGCCAGGCAGAAGACGCCAUGUAUGCACUCAACAAAAACUCGAACCAUCUCGGGGUAUCCAGGGGAGAGAACCGGGGCGAUUUCAGGGUGCGGUAUUCCGAGAUCAACAGCCUUGGUCAUCGUCAAGACGACAUUUCGGAUAUCUUGCUUGUGCGAGAGAUCCUUUCCAUCUCCGACGCCUACAUCCCCACAUACAUCCCAGAAAGCAAGUACGGCAACGUCGCUCAGCCUUCUUCUCCUACUGGAUGGCACGCCGUUGGGUACUCUCGCGACCAGUUUACCACCAAACGCAAGGCUCAGGAUCUGGACAAACUUCCCCAAGACCCACGAAAGUCUGGCAAGGGCAAGCAUGCGGCAGAGGAUACGCCUUCUCCUCCCAAGCGCCGCGCUUUGGAACCGGUCAAUGAAAAGGCAUCGGAUGAGACAGCGGAAUGGGUGGGGACGGAGAGUGCUAUCGCUUCCAUGAUGCGUGGACCACUCCAGCCCGUUGGGCUCGGUCACCCAUCUUCCUCGCAGCUACCGUCCGUUCCCCAGCACCAUUCUUAUACCAGCACUCUUGAUGCCACCAGGGGGCCUUUCAGAGUUACCGGUAGCAAGGACUCGAAGAAGAAGAACAAGAAGAGCGGCAGGCGCCCUCGAUCUCCUCCCUACUACCGACGUACCUCUCCCGACCAUCCGAAACUCGUUUCCGCUCCUAACGGCAACCGACCCACGUCGCGGAGAAUGUCAGCCUCCCCUUACAGCAUCAUUCCGGAUUGCCCGGAGCUGUCUGUCCUUUCCCAAGACCAAAAGAAGGUGUUGUCCGAUGCUUUACACUUACUCGGCGAUAGGCCGAAGCAGGUCAAGGGCCGGGAGGUCCUAGACACCCCUUCGCAAGCCGAAAAAUUUGCUCGCGACCAACAGGCUGCAAGAAAGCAGAGACGAAACCCUGUCGCUUCGAUCCUCAAUGAUUCUACUUCAAGCGACUCGGUGAAGGAGCCGAAAGCCAUGCUCACUCCCGCUGAGAUUGAGCAACAGGCCCGGCCCACCUCCUCGAGCCCUAUGCCUCAGUCGUUUAUUUCUACUGGGCCCGCCAACACCGGUACUACCUUUGCACCACUUCUAAAAGGUGACUUUGACAGAAAGAGCAAGCCCGGCGUGAACCACUCGGAUCCUCUCGAAGCUGGCGAGAUCAGAGAGCAUGACGACGUCCCUGCCAAGGCAAUCUCGGACCAAUCCCUCCUGGACGGCGCUGCUGCCGAGGCGCUACCUGCAAGAUCUUCUUUCACGGCCCAUCGCGAGACUCUGUCUUUAUCCGCUCUCACCAUGUUUUCCCAUCAUUUACACCCCAAUCCCCAGGUUGGGUCCUACCGAGAACCUCGUUUCAUCGCACUUUCGCCCGAAGGAAAGACAUUGACUCUGUCCCAUUCCACUGUCAACACGAGAGCUUCCCGCGCUCAGCAGCAGGUUGAGUUUCCAAUUGAAAGUCUGUCGGAUGUGCAAAGGAGGAUCCUGGGCGUUGAGAAGAGAUGGGUGCUGAAUGGGCCGGCCUGGGAGAAGUGGCAAGAAAGCCGAGAAGGAGUGGUGGUGCUUGAUGCAAGAGUCGAGGACAGAAUUGAAGGGGGCAGAACCAUUGUAUGA